This is a messenger RNA of Neopsephotus bourkii (Bourke's parrot), 2525 nucleotides long. It is a transcript of the gene GRB14, whose product is annotated as growth factor receptor bound protein 14. Bases 339 to 2372 code for a protein of 677 amino acids. Gene Ontology annotation, cellular component: cytoplasm; plasma membrane. Gene Ontology annotation, biological process: insulin receptor signaling pathway; negative regulation of insulin receptor signaling pathway. The transcript is spliced from 15 exons. The record is from RefSeq and is a predicted model, not a curated record. Lineage: Eukaryota; Metazoa; Chordata; Aves; Psittaciformes; Psittacidae.
CACAAACGUGCGGGUCUGUCCUCCUGCCUUGUUCUUUCCUUAUUUCUCUAAGGCAUAACCAUAAAUCCCCGACCUCACAGAGGGAUGGGGUUGCUUCGUUAAUGAUUUAUCAGGCUCUUAAACAAGCGCCAGGCCCCUCAGGCAGUGCGCGUCCUGGCCCCGAUGCGCGCCCGUGUGCCAGGGUCGGCCCAGUCGGGGAGAAGGUUACCGGCCAGGCCCGAGCCAACUCCUGAGGAGUCAAGGGGCAGCGCUCCCCGACCUCGGCUGCCCUGGCGCUCUGUCAGGCCCGGCUCGACGCUCCGGACGGGUCGGAUGACACCGCGGCCUCGAGUCCCGGGAUGAGGGAGGGGGAGCCGCGCACCUGCCGGGGCCCGCCCCGCUGUGCCGCCAGGGAGCGGAGCGCAGGGUACCUCCCGCCCCGGCGCGGUGGCGGCAGCAGAAAGGGCACAGCUCGGCCCCCGCCCGCCACAGCGUGGAGCCGGCGGCCGCCCACCCCCGCUGCCGCCCGCGCACGUGUGCCGGGGAAGGCGUUCGGUGCCGUUCUCCGCCCGGGCGGCGCUUCCCCUCUCUCCCCGCCACCUCCCCCCUUCGCAGCAGGAGCGGAGAGCAGCCUCCGCCCGACACGCCCGGCAGCGCCGGGGCCGCUCGCCGACGUGCCUCCCGCGCGGGCGGCCGCCCAGCCAGGACGUCGCCUCCGCCGAUGGCCGCCCCGCUGCCCGGUGUGCCGCGCGCCUCAGGGACGGUGGCGGAACCGGAGGGCGGCGGCCCCCACGGAGCAGUGGGCUCCCCCUGCCCGCUCCCCCGAUCCCCCGGGGGGGACCCGCCGCCCUCGCCCCCCGACAGGAGAAAACAGAAAGAUGACAAUAUUUUGGAGAUCUCAUCAAUUCCAAACCCUUUUCCUGAGCUCUGCUGCUCUCCAUUUGCAUCAGUUUUGUCAGCCAGCCUGUUGUCCAAGGAAACUUCAAGAAAAAAGCAGUCAAAUUUUCAGGGAAAGAAUAGAAGAGAGUGGGAAUGACUGGACAGCCCAGUACAUGAUGGUAACUGCUAAUAAAGAGGUGGUCACUCAGAUUUCCUUAUCUCUGUGGGAGGUAAUUAAAGUAUAUAGUGAAGACAAUACUAGCAGAGCUUUGGAAGUACCAAGUGAUAUAACAGCCAGGGAUGUAUGUCAGCUCUUGAUACUGAAGAACCACUACAUUGAUGACCAUAGCUGGACUCUAUUUGAACAACUUACCCACACAGGUUUAGGAAGAGCUAUAGAGGACCAUGAAUUAGUAAUGGAAGUCCAGUCAAAUUGGGUAAUGGAAGAAGAAAAUAAACUGUAUUUUAGAAAAAAUUAUGCCAAGUAUGAAUUUUUUAAAAAUCCACUGAGCUUUUUUCCAGAUCAUAUGAUAUCUUUUCCAAGUGAGACCCAUGCAGCUGUAAGCCACUCUGGGAUAUUACAGAUGUUCCUAAGCUCCAGCACAUAUCCUGAGAUUCAUGGUUAUUUGCAUGCAAAGGAGCAGGGGAAAAAAUCCUGGAAAAAGUUGUACUUUCUUUUGAGAAGAUCUGGCCUUUAUUUUUCCAUUAAAGGUACAUCUAAGGAGCCAAGGCAUCUGCAGUUUUUCUGUGAAUUCAGCAAUAGUGAUAUGUACAUGUCUUUGACAGGCAAAAAGAUUUCUGGAGCUCCAACAAACUAUGGAUUCUGCUUUAAGCCUAACAAAUCAGGAGGAACCAGAGACCUGAAACAGCUCUGUGCAGAUGAUGAACAAAGUAGGACCUGUUGGAUGACAGCAAUUAGGUUGCUCAAGUAUGGGAUGCAGCUGUAUCAGAAUUACAUGCAACCAUAUCAAGGUAGAAGUGGCUGCAGCCCUUUGAAUAUAACACCUAUGAGAAGCAUUUCAGAAAACUCUUUGGUAGCAAUGGAUUUCUCAGGACACAGAAGCAGAAUUAUAGAAAAUCCAACAGAAGCCCUUUCAGUUGCAGUCGAAGAAGGAUUAAUGUGGCGGAGAAGAGGUUGUCUACGACUCAACUCACAUGGUAGUCCUAUUGCCAUGUCUAACAUGGCUAUACACAGAUCUCAGUCGUGGUUUCAUCAUAAAAUAUCUAGAGAAGAGGCUCAGAGACUUAUUUUGCAGCAUGGACUUGUAGAUGGGGUAUUCCUGGUACGUGAUAGCCAAAGUAACCCCAAAACAUUUGUAUUGUCAUUGAGUCAUGGAUUAAAAAUAAAGCAUUUUCAGAUUGUACCUUUGGAAGAUGAUGGGAAGCUAUUCUAUACCCUUGAUGAUGGUCAUACCAGAUUUACUGAUCUCAUCCAGCUAGUCGAAUUCUACCAGCUUAAUAAAGGAGUACUACCUUGCAAGUUAAAACACUAUUGUGCACGAAUUGCUCUUUAACCAAAGUACCUGUUGUUUCAUCAAAGGGAAAGGAAGAUACUGGAUUUUUUUUUCCCAUAAAGGCAAUUUGUAUAGUAAGAAGGGAAAAAAGCAUUACAUUGUAAAGAGUCUAUGUUUAAGCUGAAAAAAAAAAAAAAAAUUCUAUAUAGAUAA